AUAGAUUUGAAUCCUAUCCCAAGCAGUGGCACCCAAUGCCCAGUUUUGUAACAGAGACCCCUAAACCUUCUCUGUGCAGGUGGGUCAGCCACACAGCUGGGGGGAAGGAGACUCUGGAGCUGGGAAAACUCACAACAGGAGAGCUGGAUAUAGCUGGCACUGCAAGGAGAGACCUCUCAAGAGAGAGCAGCAGGAGGCAUUGCAAGCAGAUCUUUGAUGCUGCGGAUCAGAGAUGGACCCUGGUGAAAACUGGAAGCUGGAUGAAACAAACUGGUUGUCUCAUGGUGGGAUCCACCCCUUUUCCAAUGUGAAAGGAGACAAUGAGCUCUCCGAAGGUGCCCCAGCCCUCUUUGCUCUGGAUCAGCUGGGCUCCACAUCUGUUUGUUACAAGCCUACCAGCCCAGUCCAGGUACUGGAAGACUCUGGCUUUCUCUACCAGGAUCAGUUGUUUGCUGGCAGGCAUGAGGUGUCCCCGCUAACGGCUGAAGUGAUCAGUGCCAAAGAAAAAGCUGCCGAGGAGACCCUCUGCACCCUGCGCCCGCCCAGCUUCCGCCGUGUGCCAGAGGCGGAGAUGCGAGGGGCGGAGGAGGUGGCAGCCGGCACCGUCCUGCAGCGCCUGAUCCAGGAGCGGCUGAGGUAUGGCAACCCCAGCGAGAACAUGAACCUGCUGGCCAUCCAGCACCAGGCGACGGGCAGCGCCGGCCCCUCCAACAGCACUGCCAGCACUCUCUCUUCCGCAGAAAACCUUGCUCCCGAAGACCUGCCAAUGGUCCAGCCGUCAGGGCGGCAGGAACCACAGGGGCAGGAGCACCAGGGGGACGGUGCUGCCAUGGAGAAGCAGCCUCGGGCCCCGCAGCCCCCGCACGGCACCGAGGAGCUCCCCACCUACGAGGAGGCCAAGGCUCAAUCCCAGUUUUUCCGUGGCCAGCCCGCACCACCAGCCACCGCCGCCACGCCGGGUUUUUAUGGCUCCUCCAGCCAAAAGUCCAGGACGGAGGGGAGGCCUACGGUGAACCGGGCCAACAGCGGGCAGGCGCAUAAGGAUGAGGCGCUGAAGGAGCUGAAGCAGGGCCACGUCCGCUCGCUGAGCGAGAGGAUCAUGCAGCUCUCUCUGGAGAGGAACGGGGCCAAGCAGCACCCCCCAGCCCCAGGAGGUGGGAAGGGUUUCAAGGCAGCCCCACAACCCAGCAAGGCCGCAGACCCACGGGGCCCGCCUCCCGAGUACCCCUACAAAGGCAAGGCAGCAGCCCCAGGCAGCAAGGCGCAGGAGCACGGGCUCUUCUACGGCGAGCAAUCAUCACAAGAUGUCCUCAAGGCCGCCUACGCCGCCCCCCAGCCCGCCCGGGCAGAGAUGGCCCUCGUGCGCUACCAGCCGCCCCCAGAGUACAGGCUCAGCAGCCGACAAUGCCCGCCGCCCUUCCCGCCGCCGCCGGCCCAGCAGCACAGCCCCAUGUCCUCGCAGGCCACCGCUGGCCCUCUGCUCCCAGGCUCCUUGCCCCCACUGCCGGCCCCCGUGGCUGCCCAGACCCCGACGCUGCCGGGCCAGCAGCUGACACCCGACGCCUUUGCCAUCGUGGAGCGGGCGCAGCAGAUGGUGGAGAUGCUCUCCGAGGAGAACCACGUGCUGCGGCAGGAGCUGGAGGGCUACUACGAGAAGGCAGACAAACUGCAGAAGUUUGAGAUUGAGAUUCAGAGGAUUUCAGAAGCUUAUGAAGGUUUGGUGAAGACCACCACUAAGAGGGAGUCCCUGGACAAAGCGAUGAGAAACAAACUCGAAGGAGAAAUUAGGAGACUUCAUGACUUCAACAGGGAUCUCCGUGAACGACUGGAGACAGCCAAUAGGCAGCUGGCCAGCCGAGACUUCGAUGGGCACGAGGAUAAGGCAACAGAGGGCCUUUAUGCCACUCAGAACAAAGAGAACUUGAAGGAGAAGGAAAAGUUGGAGAUGGAGCUGGCAGCUUUGCGUUCAGCCAAUGAGGACCAGCGGAGGCACAUUGAAAUCCUUGACCAGGCCCUAAACAAUGCACAAGCCAAGGUUAUCAAGCUGGAAGAGGAGCUGCGCAGGAAGCAGGCCUACGUGGAGAAGGUGGAGAAGCUGCAGCAGGCGCUGACACAGCUGCAGGCAGCCUGUGAGAAGAGGGAGCAGAUGGAGCGGCGGCUACGCACACGCCUGGAGAGAGAGCUGGACUCGCUGAGGAUGCAGCAGAGGCAGGGCAGCUACCAGGCAAGCAGCCUUCCAGAGCAUAAUGCCCCGGCCCUGAUGGAGCUGGUGCGGGAGAAGGAGGAGAGGAUCCUGGCCUUGGAAGCUGACAUGACCAAGUGGGAGCAGAAGUACCUGGAGGAGAGUACGAUCCGGCACUUUGCCAUGAACGCUGCAGCCACAGCUGCCACAGAGAGAAGGCAGCCUCACAGUCUGAGGAGCCUGACUGACCGUGGUGAACCCUUUGCCAGGGAUGCCCCGAGCCACUCGCACAACGGCAGCUACGGCGAGGCGGCGCUGGAGGUGCGGGGCUGGCAGGAGGAGGAGGAGAUCGUGCAAGCCAACCGCCGCUGCCAGGACAUGGAGUACACAAUAAAGAAUCUCCACGCCAAAAUAAUUGAGAAGGAUGCCAUGAUCAAGGUCCUUCAGCAGCGGUCACGGAAGGACCCUGGCAAAGCUGACAGCGCCAGCCUGCGUCCGGCUCGCUCCGUGCCCUCCAUCGCCGCCGCUGCCGGCACGCACUCGCGCCAGACCUCGCUCACCAGCAACCAGAUAGCUGAGGAGAGGAAGGAGGAAAAGCUCUGGAAGGGAAGCAUAGGGCUGCUCUUGGGAAAGGAGCACCAUGACCACCCGUCAGGCCCCUCUCUGCCUCCUCCUCUGCCCUCCUUGUCCUGCAUGCCCGUCCCAGUGCCGGCAGCCUCCCACACCAAGACAGGCAGCAAGGACAGCAGCACCCAGACGGACAAAACCGCGGAGCUCUUCUGGCCCGCCACGGCCUCCUUCCCCGGCCGGGGACGCCUGGGUGCCACCCCGGCACACAGCCCAGCCCCACGGCCCCUGGGGACACGAGUGGCCAGCGAGAAACUGGAGAACUCCAGCCACGGGAAGCUGCCUGACAGCAAAGGCAGAGUGAGCAGCCUGCUCCACAAGCCUGAGUUUCCAGAUACAGACAUGAUGGAAGUCCUCAUCUGAGCAGAGGACAGCAUCUCUGGGGUUUUGUGUGUGUACAGCCAGGCCCAAGAUGGUCCUCGGUGUGCCAACCUUGAAAACUAACCCUGAGAGUCUGAAAAAAGACAAAGUUUAUUCCCAAAUUGAAGCUAGAGUCUGACACGUUGAGACUUUUCACCAGGCGAGAAGUCAAGAGCACUGAAGAGGAGUGAUGAAAUGAACGUCUGACGUUUUCUGAAUAGAAAGGGUCAUUGAAAAUGGAAAGUGGUGUGAGAAAGGGAGUGUUGAGGAAAAAGGAAACUGUGUUUUCUGGCAUAAAGAGAAAGUAGUGAAGUUACAGACUGGUUGCACGCUGCUGCUCUGUUUUCCUGCCUCAGCAACCAGGACAGGGAGUGAAAUCCUGUCUCUUUGGAGGCCAGAGAAAGUUUCUGAAUAAUCCAGGAAAAACUUGCAUCUUCCUCCAUAUCAAUGCAUUUCUCAAAGGUUUCAAAAAUUUCAAAAAUUUCACUUCUUAAUUUUUGUGAAUAAUUGGUCUGUAGAUGUACAUGGCAGGUUCUUGUAAGUAUUUGUUUGAAGUGGCAUUGGCGUGGCUUUCCUGGGCAGGCAGGUCAGGUGCCUCUUUCCUGGCCGGACAAGUGUUUCUCUUGGAGCUGAAUUUACAGUACAAAUAUUCAUGUCUUGCAACCUCAGAGCUUGCUGAGACUUCUUUUUUUGAUAGGAGCAGUUGUUGGCUGGAAUUCUCCUGGUGGAUGAAUGCAGAAGGGGGAGGGGGGACCCUGCUGAAGCUAACCCUGUUGUAACCAUAGGAAAGUUUCAGGAGGGAAAGUUAGGGGAGGAUCCCAGCAGCUCCCUAAAGGGCUGUGAGUUAGAGUUCCUUCAAAGGGAAGCUGCAUGGGUUUGUUUUUAGAGGAGUUAAGCUGGGUUGCCAUGUGAGAUCAGAAGAUACCUCUUUCUGGGCAGUGGUUCAUCGUGUUUAAAGAGUCAGUGUAUUUGUUGGUAUUCUUAUACUCAGUGUAUAAGAACUUUCAAUUCUUAUAGCCAAAUCCUAGCUUUGAGCAUACAAACCUGCUGUUCAAGCUGAUGUGGUACUUAGACAUUAAGGAGUGCAGGAGCAGGCGGGGAAGGGUUUAACUGCAAAGCAGUACGUGAGCAUCAUGUGUUUUCUGUGCUGAGCUGUGGUUUCUUUUCACCUUAUUUUACCCAGGGUGGAACAUUUCUUAUUUUCAGCCUUGUCCCUGAAUUCAGUAGGAGGCAGCCAGCUCACCCACUGUGUUACUCGUGGCUUCAUGCACUGCACAUGCCGAUGGGGAAAUUUUCCUCCGUGAGGCAUUUCUGUAUUGGCUUUGCAGUUCCUGCUUGUGGUGCACUUUAAGGAGAGCUUAACUUUGGGAAAAGGAGCAAUGGGAUCUAAUGUGAAGCUGCCCAGAGUGGAAAAGUGAUGGGUGCUGGAAGUAAUCGUGCACUCAGGGCUGGCUCGAGGUCACCUCUUCCUGUAGGCGACAAAUCAGAGCCCUUGACUGUUGAGAACACCAGGCAUUUUAAACUCUGCUUUUGCCAAAAACUGAAGCCCUUGUGAACUCAAAGCCUUCACAGGCCAGAGCCUUGUGCUCUGUACUGCCUGGCUGAUACCUUUUGUUUUUAAAAAGAACAAAAUUGCUAUGUUGAAGCUAUGCACUUAUUUUUGCGUGUACCUAGAAUUAGACGUAUGUUGUUGUCACCCUCUUUCUGAGUUUCGCACUUGUUAAACAAAGUAGUGGUAGGUAGGUUGUGCAGGAAGCACACUGUGUGUUUCAAGUAUUAGCAGCUUUGCAUUGUGAAACCAAAGGUGUAAAACCCUUGGAAGAUGUUAUGCAGCUUAAUAUAUGCCUUGUAAGAUAAUUUUUUCCUCUCUAAAGUUAAUUUAAACGUUGUAAUUGUUUGCAUAAAAGCCGGGACCGCGUGUGACAUCACCACUGACCACUUUCGUGGCUCUUCCUCAAGCAUCUGGGGUAGGAAUGGGGCAAGAGAGAGACAAAUCAAGGGAAUACAAGUAAAAUGUUGGUGAAUUUUUAAUGGCAUCGCUUUUUAUCCAAGAAAUAAGGAUACCCAGGUGCUUGGAAGUCCCUAAGCAUUUUGUUACCAGCUGUAAUAUUUAUUUUGCUGAAACUCUUCAGUAAAGUGUGUGCAGGCAGACGGUGAGGCAUCCAGGAGAAACAGUGCUGGAUCAGCAUGGAUCAGCUCUCAGUUAUGUUUGGUAGUGGUUCAGCUCGAGUUCUCCAAGUCAGCUAGAGUACAGCACUCCUCCUUGGGGAGAGCACAGUCUCUCCAGGUGCUGCUAUCCAAAGCUAGCUUUACACUUGAUGCUGCCCCAGAUAUAGGAAACUCUUAGAGACAGUGUGUGUGCAACACCUCAGAUAAACCAAAUUCUCACCAGUUCUGUUGAACUCAAGAGAUGUUCGUUUUCCUGGAGGGAAGGUCUGGAGGAGUGGUGUGUCUCCCUCCAGCCCAAGCACUCACAGGAUUGGAUGGAGUACUACUGCCAUAUGUCAGCCCCGCUGAGCAGAACGGCCCAGCUCCAUUUGUGCUGGCUUUCCCAGCUCUUUGAACUGUUUUGUGUUUUUGGGAAACUGUGCUGUAGCCAUUCCAGGUGAUGUCAGUGGUAACUAGUUGUAAAAUACUGUCAUUUUUUAUUGCUGUUGGUUGUAUAGAGAAGUUUGUGUACAGUGUUUUACAGCUGGAGGGUGAUUUGUACAUAGGGGGGGAAAUGAAGGAUGUUAUGUGUCACCCCCAGCAAAUGUUGAUAUUGUUGGUCAGCCAAAGAUUUCUUAUUCUUUGCUGUUUAAAUUUGUGCCUUACUAUUGUAGAUAAUAAAUGUAUAAACAUGUUUAUUUUC
Melospiza melodia melodia is the source of this 6020-nucleotide messenger RNA. RefSeq names its product angiomotin like 1 (gene AMOTL1). Bases 233 to 3172 code for a protein of 979 amino acids. Gene Ontology annotation, cellular component: cytoplasmic vesicle; bicellular tight junction; plasma membrane. Gene Ontology annotation, biological process: actin cytoskeleton organization; establishment of cell polarity involved in ameboidal cell migration; regulation of cell migration. Lineage: Eukaryota; Metazoa; Chordata; Aves; Passeriformes; Passerellidae. The transcript has 15 exons. The record is from RefSeq and is a predicted model, not a curated record.